Telopea speciosissima is the source of this 3553-nucleotide messenger RNA. Its product is annotated as probable sucrose-phosphate synthase 3. The transcript has 12 exons. NCBI's taxonomy places the organism in Eukaryota, Viridiplantae, Streptophyta, Magnoliopsida, Proteales, Proteaceae. The record is from RefSeq and is a predicted model, not a curated record. Gene Ontology annotation, molecular function: sucrose-phosphate synthase activity; sucrose synthase activity. Gene Ontology annotation, biological process: sucrose metabolic process. The coding region runs from base 130 to 3351 and encodes 1073 amino acids.
CAUACUUGGAUAUUUAAGCUCAUGUAAUAUUUCGUGUUUUCUUCUGCAACCAGCAUUUCCUGAAUAUAGUGACACUCACUACAGGUGAAUUCUUUUUGGAAAUAAUUUGAUUCUUUUGGGUUGUGGAAAAUGGCUGGGAAUGAGUGGAUUAAUGGGUACUUGGAAGCAAUUCUCCAUAGUGGGGCUUCGGCAAUCGAGGAAAAUAAGCCAUCACAGGUUAACCUGCGUGAGAGAGGCCACUUCAACCCAACCAAGUACUUUGUGGAGGAAGUGGUCACAGGGGUCGAUGAGACAGACCUCCAUCGUACAUGGAUCAAGGUCGUUGCCACCCGCAACACUCAUGAACGCAGCUCUAGGCUUGAGAACAUGUGUUGGCGCAUUUGGCAUCUCGCCCGCAAGAAGAAACAGUUAGAAUGGGAAGAUUUACAACGAAUAGCAAACAGGAGAUUGGAGCGGGAGCAGGGACGGAGGGAUGCUACGGAAGACAUGUCUGAAGAUUUGUCCGAGGGUGAGAAGGGGGAUACCAUGGGUGAGCUGGUGAGUUGUGAGACCCCAAGGAAAAAGUUCCAGAGAAACUUUUCCAACCUUGAAGUGUGGUCUGACGAUAACAAGGGGAAGAGACUGUACAUUGUCCUCAUCAGUUUGCAUGGUUUGGUCCGAGGAGAAAACAUGGAGCUUGGUUGUGAUUCUGACACUGGUGGCCAGGUCAAAUAUGUUGUGGAGCUUGCUCGGGCACUUGCUAUGAUGCCAGGUGUAUAUAGGGUGGAUCUAUUCACUCGACAGAUAUGUUCACCAGAGGUUGAUUGGAGUUAUGGAGAACCCACAGAGAUGCUAACCUCUGGCUCUGAAGAUGCAGAUGGAAUUGAUGUCGGUGAGAGCAGAGGUGCUUAUAUUAUAAGGAUACCAUUUGGUCCACGGGACAAAUAUCUUAGCAAAGAGUUACUGUGGCCGCAUAUUCCAGAGUUUGUUGAUGGAGCGCUUGCUCAUGUUCUUAAUAUGUCGAAGGUAUUGGGCGAACAAAUUGGUGGGGGCCAACCUGUUUGGCCUUAUGUCAUUCACGGCCACUAUGCAGAUGCUGGGGAUAGUGCUGCACUUCUUUCUGGUGCUUUGAAUGUCCCAAUGGUUCUUACUGGACAUUCUCUUGGAAGGAACAAAUUGGAACAACUUUUAAAGCAAGGACGCCAAUCAAAGGAGGAUAUCAAUUCAACAUACAGGAUAAUGCGGAGGAUAGAAGCAGAGGAGUUGUCCCUUGAUGCAGCUGAACUUGUCGUCACCAGUACCAGGCAAGAGAUUGAAGAGCAGUGGGGCUUAUAUGAUGGCUUCGAUGUGAAGCUGGAUAAGGUCUUGCGUGCACGUGCCAGACGUGGGGUCAAUUGCCAUGGGCGGUACAUGCCAAGGAUGGUGGUUAUUCCUCCAGGCAUGGAUUUCAGCAGCGUGGUAGUUCAAGAGGACACAACUGAAGUUGAAGGGGAGCUCACUGCACUUACAGGUGGCACUGAUGGGUCUUCUCCUAGGGCAGUCGUCCCCCCUAUUUGGUCUGAAGUGAUGCGCUUCCUCACGAAUCCUCAUAAACCAAUGAUCUUGGCCUUGUCAAGACCAGAUCCAAAAAAGAACAUCACCACCCUCUUGAAAGCCUUUGGGGAAUGUCCUCCAUUGAGAGAGCUUGCCAAUCUUACACUCAUAAUGGGGAAUAGGGAGGAUAUAGAUGGGUUGUCUGGUGGCAAUGCAAGUGUGCUCACCACAGUAUUGAAGCUGAUCGACAAGUAUGACCUCUAUGGCCACGUGGCAUAUCCAAAACAUCAUAAGCAAACUGAUGUACCUGACAUCUACCGCCUUGCAGCAAAAACAAAGGGAGUCUUCAUAAAUCCAGCAUUAGUUGAGCCUUUUGGUCUUACUUUAAUAGAGGCUGCUGCACAUGGUCUUCCGAUGGUUGCAACCAAAAAUGGUGGUCCAGUUGACAUUCAUCGGGCACUGAACAAUGGGUUACUUGUGGACCCGCAUGAUCAACAAGCCAUAGCUGAUGCACUGCUUAAACUAGUUGCAGAAAAGAAUCUGUGGCUUGAUUGCAGAAAGAAUGGAUGGAAGAAUAUACACCUAUUCUCUUGGCCUGAACACUGCCGCACAUACUUGACGAGGGUGGCAGCAUGCCGGAUGAGGCAUCCUCAAUGGCAAACAGAUACACCUGUAGAUGACAUGGCCUCAGACGAGUCCCUUGGUGACUCACUCAAGGACGUGCAGGACAUGUCCCUGAGACUCUCAUUUGAUGUGGAGAAGUCACUUGAUGGUUCCUUGGACAGUGCUGAAUUACAGAAAGUGGCAGCAGCCAAUGGUGAUCCAGAGGUGCAAGACCAAGUGAAACGGAUCCUAAGCAAGAUAAAGAAACCAGCAUCAGAUCCCCAAGAAGACAAGGAUGGAAAGAAACAGACUGAGAAUGUGGUGAACAAGUAUCCUGCCCUGAGAAGGCGUAAGAGACUGAUUGUUAUAGCACUUGAUUUAUAUAACAACAAUGGAGAUCCAGACAGUAAGAUGCUUCAGGUAAUACAAGAGAUAUUCAAGGCUGUCCGAUUAGAUGCCCAAGCCUCUAGAUUCUCAGGAUUUGCUUUGUCAACAGCUAUGCCAGUGUUUGAGAUUCUAGAAUUCUUGAAAACUGGAAAGAUUGAAGCAACCGACUUUGAUGCUUUGAUAUGUGGUUGUGGGAGUGAAAUGUAUUACCCAGGCAUUUACACAGAAGAGAAUGGGAAGCCCUAUCCAGACCCAGACUACACAACACAUAUAGACUACCGUUGGGGUCAUGAAGGCCUAAAGAAGACCAUUUGGAAUUCAUUAAUAAACUCACAGGAUGGUGUAGGAGUUAUCUCUAAUGAUUCUUCAAGCCCCAUUCAGGAAGAUGUAAAAUCAGCAAAUUCUCAUUGUGUGUCGUAUUUGGUCAAGGAUCCCAGUAAGGCAAAAAGAGUGGAUGAUCUGAGGCAGAAGCUAAGGAUGCGUGGGCUACGUUGCCAUCCAAUGUACUGCAGGAAUUCAACAAGAAUGCAAGUUGUCCCAUUCCUUGCCUCUCGAGCUCAGGCUCUCAGGUAUCUUUAUGUUCGCUGGGGACUGAAUGUUGCAAAUAUGUAUGUGAUUCUGGGUGAGACGGGUGACGCAGAUUAUGAAGAAAUGAUUCCAGGAACCCACAAGACAAUUAUCAUGAAAGGACUAGUGCAGAAAGGUUCUGAAGAGUUGCUCAGGACGUCAGGAAGCUAUAUGAGGGAUGACAUUGUUCCUGGGGAAAGCCCAUUUGUGGCACACACUAAUGGUGCAACUGCUGAGGAGAUCUCAAAUGCUCUUAAGGCACUAUCCAAGUCUAUUGCUUGAAUAUGAGAGGACAAAGCCUCUGUAUCUUAUAUCAAGGUGGAGGUUUAUGUAGUCUUCUUUUUGUUCCUUUUCUAAUUAAGUGCAAAUUUCUAUUCCUCAGUUAUUUGCAAUAUAGGUGUGAGUCAAAAUGUAGCCAGUUGAUGGCCACCAUUGUUUCCUAAAUUCUUUUGUUCAAAUAAUAGAUAGCAGCACGCAAGUUACU